Camelina sativa (false flax) is the source of this 1788-nucleotide messenger RNA. The record is from RefSeq and is a predicted model, not a curated record. NCBI's taxonomy places the organism in Eukaryota, Viridiplantae, Streptophyta, Magnoliopsida, Brassicales, Brassicaceae.
AUGGAUGAAUAUGAUGAAUCGGAGAUGUUUACUAGUUCGGAGUAUCAGGAGAAUCCCGAUCGAGCAGCUCUUAAGUUCUUAUGCGGUGGCUAUACGCGAGUGGUACACACAAUCUCAGAACAUCGAGAGAAAUUUGACUCGAUGGAAUCGACGCUUUUGGAGAUGAAACAGACCUUAUCGCAACUCUCGAAUCAGCUUGGGAAACGGCCGAUACAAGCUGAAUCGUCUCAUCAAGCUCCUCAGAUUGAGAUGCCUGUGUUUGAUGGUUCGAAUGCUUAUGAGUGGUUAUCUAAAGUAGAACGGUUCUUCCGUGUGGGUCGAUAUUCGGAUUUGGAUAAACUAGAUCUGGUUGCUCUGAGCUUAGAAGGAGACGUAUUGAAAUGGUUUAAUUGGGAGAUGACGCGUCGUGAGUUUCGUUCGUGGGAAGAGUUUCGACGGCGGUUGUUCUUGCGUUUUGGAGUUGCUAGGGAGGAAACUCCGGGGAAUCGCUUGUUUGCGAUCAAACAAACAGGAACUGUGUCUGCGUAUGUUAUGGAGUUUGAAGAUCUAUCAGCACAAGUUCUUGGUUUGGAUGAUUCUCACUUGGAACAGAUCUUUUAUAAUGGAUUGAAGCCAGAGAUGAAGGAAGUUAUGAAGAUGAAGGAACCAGUAGGGUUAGAUAAUCAAAAAGCUGCGGUGUUAAGGAUGGAGACUAGUUUGUUCUGUCAACUGUUAAGUGACAAAACAACCAAAUCAGUUGUCACACAUAAACCGUUUACCUCUAAACCGGUGGUGACUUACACGCAACCACGUCCGUUGCUGUUACAGAAUGGUGGUGGUGGUGCUGGUCAAGCUGUGGCACUGCCAAAUAAUCAGCAGCCUACUAUACAACCUCGACAGCGGCACACUGCAGAAGAACUUGAUGCUAUGAGAAGUAAGGGAAUUUGUUUUAAAUGUAAAGGGAAGUAUAGUCGUGGACAUGUGUGUCCUCUUAAGGAAUUACAAAUUCUGACUGUAGUGGAGGGAUUCGAGUUGGAAGUGUUGGAUGAGGAGUUAGUAGGUGGAGAAGUUGUGCAGUUGGGCCAGGAUCCGGCUCUGUGUUGUUUGUCUCUUAAUUCUUUCAUUGGUCGUCACUCUCCUAAAACUAUUAAGUUGGUUGGUUGGAUUGGUAAAUCUAGAGUGGUGAUCAUGAUUGAUUCCGGAGCAUCUCACAAUUUUAUUACGCCAACAGUGGCUACUAAGCUGCGUCUGAAAAUCUCGAGAGAUGACAACUUGGAGGUGUUGUUGGGAAAUGGUGCUUCUGUUCAUGGAACUGGCACGUGCAGACAGGUUCACUUUCAAAUAUUAGGAACUACGUUUCUGACUGAUUUUGUGGCAUUGGAGCUAGGGGGUGUAGAUAUCAUUUUGGGAAUUCAAUGGUUGGAGAUGUUGGGACCGUGUAUGGUAGACUGGAAGAAGCAAGAAUGGGUUUGUGAAUACAAUGGGAAGACUGUGAAGUUUGUUGGUGACACGUCUCUACAUGCUCCUCCCUUAUUACUGAAAUCCUUUGCUGUGCCAACCUCUCAAAGAUCGUUGGAGCGAGAGCUGAAGGCAUUGCCGCCGGUACAGUUUUCUUCAACGGAGACUAAUAUACCAGUGGUGAUUACCCAAGUAUUGGAGAAGUUUGCUCCGGUGUUUGCUUUACCAACAGGGUUACCUCCGUUGAGAGGUCAAGAACAUGCCAUUGUUCUUAAACAAGGGGUUCAAUCUAUUACGGUUCGCCCUUACCGUUAUCCCCAUGCUACCAAGGAAAUUAUGGAGAAAUGGUAG